AUGGACCGUUUCUCGCCUUCAAGCUCAUCUGACGAUGAAGCCAUGACGGACUCCUACGAUCAAAUAGAAUCUGGCCUCCAGCAACAAUGGUCCAGCCAAGUUACCGCCCAGACAGCUCCGGGAUCGUCCAACAAACGCCGUGCUGGCGGUGCGCCAGCUCACGUAACACCCUCUGUUAAGAGCAAAAAGGGGGAGGAGAGGGGCCGGAUUGUCGGUAGUCGGCCGGACACCAAGAAAGAUGAAUUUGUGGACACUGAGUUAGUCUUAUAUCUUCGAAAAGCCACUCCACUAACAUCGCUCGAUGUUCAACCAGCCAUAGAAGAUCCAUUCGAUGAGACGCUAGUUCAUCUUUCAAGCUGA
Messenger RNA from Cantharellus anzutake, 360 nucleotides. RefSeq lists its product as uncharacterized. The record is from RefSeq and is a predicted model, not a curated record. NCBI's taxonomy places the organism in Eukaryota, Fungi, Basidiomycota, Agaricomycetes, Cantharellales, Hydnaceae. The transcript has 2 exons. Bases 1 to 360 code for a protein of 119 amino acids.